AUGCCGACCUGCCUGCUCCUCACCCUCGAGGCCGUCCCCCUGGCCAGCAUCGUCCUGUGGCUGGAGCCCUACGUAGGCCGCGGAGUGGGCAGCAGCUACGUAGGCAGCGGAGUGGGCAGCAGCUACGUAGGCAGUGGAGUGGGCAGCAGCUACGUAGGCCGCGGAGUGGGCAGCAGCUACGUAGGCCGCGGAGUGGGCAGCAGCUACGUAGGCAGCGGAGUGGGCAGCAGCUACGUAGGCAGUGGAGUGGGCAGCAGCUACGUAGGCAGUGGAGUGGGCAGCAGCUACGUAGGCCGCGGAGUGGGAAGCAGCUACGUAGGCAGUGGAGUGGGCAGCAGCUACGUAGGCAGUGGAGUGGGCAGCAGCUACGUAGGCAGUGGAGUGGGCAGCAGCUACGUAGGCAGUGGAGUGGGCAGCAGCUACGUAGGCAGUGGAGUGGGCAGCAGCUACGUAGGCAGUGGAGUGGGCAGCAGCUACGUAGGCCGCGGAGUGGGAAGCAGCUACUAUCUAAGUCUAUGGGUCAAGACUUAG
Molecule: messenger RNA, 531 nt
Organism: Oncorhynchus kisutch (coho salmon)
Lineage: Eukaryota; Metazoa; Chordata; Actinopteri; Salmoniformes; Salmonidae
Product: glycine-rich cell wall structural protein 2-like
Exons: 3
Coding region: 1-531 (176 amino acids)
Source: RefSeq, a predicted model, not a curated record